Molecule: messenger RNA, 4337 nt
Organism: Mauremys reevesii (Reeves's turtle)
Lineage: Eukaryota; Metazoa; Chordata; Testudines; Geoemydidae
Product: zinc finger protein 91-like
Exons: 4
Coding region: 348-2780 (810 amino acids)
Biological process (GO): regulation of transcription by RNA polymerase II
Molecular function (GO): DNA-binding transcription factor activity; RNA polymerase II cis-regulatory region sequence-specific DNA binding
Source: RefSeq, a predicted model, not a curated record
CUUCCCACCCACCCACCCUGGCUGACAGAUGUAGGAUCUCAUUCCCCUGCUCUGGGAUCAACCACAACAGGGUUAUUCUUCCUCAUCUUUCAAGAGUGAUGGCUCUUCCUCUACCACUACUACUUUCUCUCUGUCUUUCACACACAUCGUCCCCUCUAUGCUUGGAUGAUGUGGAGAUGUAACCCAGUUAUAAUGGAUCAUGGCGCUCCUGGUGCCCACUUCAGAGAAGGGACAAUUACAGAUGGUUCAAUAAAUUACACCUUUUCUCAAUUUCCCCAACACCAGUUGUGUUUCCCCUCUCCACUCUUCCUCGUUCUUUCCUUUCACUCAAGCACGGGGAAUGAUUCAUGUCUGAAUUCUUUCUCUUUAUUCCAGUCGGUGAUGGGAUGGAGAAUGACAAAAAGGAGGAGAAUCUACAGCGGGAAGGUCCUGAGCAAGUGGCAUCUCAGGGGACCUUGUCGGAAAGAUCCAAGGGGAAUUUUCCCCAGAGUUGCGAGCAGGGAAAAAUCUGGGGGAAACAGCACAAGUCAAAGAAGCGGCUGGGCAACCAACCGAGGAAAAGAGUGGCUAAGACUCUUAAUUGCGAGGAAGGAUAUAAAAGCCUCAAGGAAACCUCAGCCCAGAAGAGAAUCCAUGCAGAAGAAAGAAAAAACACAUGCACUGAGUGUGGGAAAACCUUCAAUCGGAGCUCAAACCUGAUUUCUCAUCGGAGAACCCACACGGGAGAGAAACCCUAUAAAUGUACGGAGUGUGGGAAGAGCUUCAGUCAAACCUCCAAUCUGAUUUCUCAUCGGAGAAUCCACACAGGAGAGAGACCCUAUAAGUGUAUCGAGUGCGGGAAAAGCUUCAAUCAGAGCUCCAACCUUAUCACGCAUCAAAGACUCCACACGGGAGACCGGCCCUACAAAUGCCCCGACUGUGGGGAAAACUUCAAUCAGAGCUCAGAUCUUAUGACGCACCAGAGACUGCACACGGGAGAGAGGCCCUACACGUGCACGGACUGUGGGAAAAGUUUCAUUUGCCGCUCAAACCUCAUUUCGCACCAGAGAAUCCACACGAGAGAGAGACCCUAUAAAUGCUUAGACUGCGGGGAAAGUUUUGACUGGAGCUCACAGCUUAUUAAACAUCAGAUCUUCCAUACGGGAGAGAAGCCGUAUAAAUGUUUGGACUGUGGGAAAAGUUUCAGCGACAGCUCCACCCUUAUUUCGCACCGGAGAAUCCACACGGGGGAGAGACCCUAUAAAUGCCUUGACUGUGGGAAAAGCUUCCAUCAGAACUCAACCCUUAUUAGGCACAGGAGAACCCACACUGGAGAGAAACCCUAUAAAUGCAUCGACUGUGGGAAACGUUUCAAUCAGAGUUCAAACCUUACCACGCAUCAGAGACUUCACAUGGCCCAGAAACCUAGGGACGUCAUGCAGGAGAACUAUGAGACAGUGACCUCGCUGGGAAACCCCGUUCCCAAACCUGAGCUGAUCACCCAGCUGGAACGAGGGGAAGAGCUGUGGGUCCCGGAUCUCCAGACCUCCGAGGAAGGGGAGAUCCCAAGAGGCUCCCAUACGGCAGGUGAAGGUACAGUGAGUAAGAUCAAGGAAGAGAAUCCAGAGCAGGAAAAUCCUGAGCAACAGGAACUGCAUAGGAUGUUAUCGGGAAGAUCCAAAGAGAAUUUUUCUCAGAGUGCUGAACAGGGAAAAGUCUGGGGGAAUCAGCCCAAGUCAGAGAGGCACAAAGGGAAAGAAGUGGGUAAAGCCGUUAAUUGUAGGAGAAGAUGCAGUAAUCCCAAGGAAACCACAGCCCAACAGAAAAUCCAGACAGAAGAGAGAAAGUACACGUGCACUGAAUGUUGGAAAAGCUUCAGUCGUAGUUCAAACCUCAUUGCCCAUCAGAGAAUCCACACGGGAGAGAGACCCUUUAAAUGUACCGAGUGUGGGAAAAGCUUCAUUCAGAGAGUAAACCUCAUUUCUCAUCAGAGGAUCCAUACGGGAGAGAGACCCUAUAAAUGUACCGAGUGUGGGAAGAGCUUCAGUAAGAGAUCGCACCUGAAUACACACACAAUAAUCCACACGGGAGAGAGACCCUAUAAAUGUACCGACUGUGGGAAAAGUUUCGGUCAGAGGUCACAGCUUAAUACGCACAAAAUAAUCCAUGCAGGAGACGCAUCCAUGAUAACCCACGGCAGAGAAAAACAUUAUACGUGCUUGGACUGUGGGGAAAACUUGAAGUGGAGCUCAGAACUGGUCACACAUCAGAGACUCCACACAGGAGAGAUCCCUUAUAAAUGCUUUGACUGUGGGAAAUGUUUCAUGCGGAGUUCAACCCUUAUCUUACAUCAGAGAAUCCACACGAGAGAGACACCCUAUCAGUGCCCCAGCUGCGGGGAGAGAUUCAGAUGGAGUACGCAGCUUGUGAAACAUCAGAUGCUCCACACAGGAGAAAGACCCUAUAAAUGCCCCGACUGUGGGAAAAGCUAUAGUGACAGCUCAUCCCUUAUUUCACAUCAGCGAACCCACACGGGAGAGAAGCCCUAUACCUGUGUGGACUGUGGGAAAAGUUUCAAUCAAAACUCAACCCUGAACAGACACAAGAGGCUCCACACGGGAGAAAAACCCUAUAAAUGCACUGAGUGUGGGAAAAGUUUCAGUCAGCGCUCAAACCUCAGUGUGCAUCAGCGACUCCACACAGGAGAGAAACCCUAUAAAUGCCCCGACUGCGGGAAAAGCUUCAAUCGGAGAUCAAACCUUAGCGUGCACAAGAAACUCCACGCAGGAGAGAAACCCUGAAUGAGGGAGACGCUACAACUGGGGUUCCGAUUUAUAUUAGGCCUCAGCAAAUCCAUACAGGGAAGAUACCUCUUAAACAUCCUGAGCGUGGAAAAUACUUCGAGCAGAGUUAACGAGCUUGUCUACCCUACAGAGCCUUGGCCGGGAUAGCUCGGCUGGCAGGGUUACCGAGUGGAUAAGCAGCGCAAGCCAACAGAGAUCUUCUGCCAGACUAGUUAAAAAGCCUCCCGGAAGGAGAUUAGCUAAACCCACAGACCCACUAGCUGCGUCUACACUCAGAGUUUUGCCAGCAUGACUGGGGGUGUGUGACUAAGUGUCCAGCUGCCCAUCGCUGAGGUGAGGAUCUAGCAGCAGCUGGUUAGUGACCCUCUGGCUCUGCCUGGUCUAAGCAAACCCCAGGCAGAGGAGGAGAAGCCCCCAUCAGCCGUUCCUCCCUGCUGCAGCCCUGGCUGCUGAGCUGAUGGGUCACAGGUCGGGGGAAGGGAGAGAGAGAGAGAAACUCCUCCAGCCGCUCCCUCUGCCUGGCUGAAGUUCCUCCCUCUCCCUUCUCUUCCCAGCCGGGAUCCCCCUGCCAUGGAGAUGAGGAGAAGGACACUUGGGCCAGGCCCCAGCUUCACUCUAGACCCCUGUCCCUACCCUCAUCUUCCACCAGCCCCUGGGCUGGGCUCCCCCACCAACCUGGAGCUGUUCCCUUCAGGGUGAGUGUCCCUGGGGGGCUGGUAACUCCUCAUCUCCCCAAAUCUACAAGGGUGCUGGGCUCUGGGGGAUCAAAGGUUAAGAGACCAAGGAGGACAGGUUUUGGGAAUAGCUCUGGAGUAUUAAAUAUUGGAGCUGGGAAACAGGGGGAGCUGAGUGCUGGGGCUAUCGGGCAUUUGGGGAUCAUGGGAUAAGAGGCAGUGGAAGGGAUGGGGUUAGGGAGAUGAUUUCUCCUAUUCACACCCCUGCUCCUUCUGCAAUGAAAAAUUGACAGGGCCUGCUUUCCCUAGUUCCCCUUGUAGGAUCCCUAGAAAAGCCUAGAGGCCAAGGAAUCCCCUCUCAGCUUUGCCACCCUCAGUCGCUGAGUGUUUUCUUAGAUUAGGAAGUGUGGACGGGGAUAGCUAGCGCAUUUCCUUCUGACCCUGGCCAAACUUCCACCCCGUUUUCUAAUCCCGACCCACACUGAGCUCGUUUAGCAGGGUGAGUGUUAGUCACCGAGUUCCUGCUUCGGGGACACAGUGCCUCAUCCCCAGUUCUUCUUAACUUGCUUCAGGUCGUCCCAAAGGCUUCUUUGUUUUUGAAUAAAACAGACCGACAUAACUGAAUAGAUUAUAAAUGGAUUCGGGCAGGGAUAGAAAAAUGGUUUGUGUUAGCCUCUGUGUUACUUGAGACAGAGGGAUUCUCACCUUUCCCCAGGACCACUUCAUUCCCCUCUUCCCAGUUUUACCUUAAGAACUGCCACGCUGGGUCAGACCGAUGGACCAGCUAGCCGAGUAGCCUGUCUUCCGACAAUGGCUGACGCCAGAUGCUUCAGAGGGAAUGAACAGAAUGGGGAAAUUAUGGAGUGAUCCAUCCCCAGUC